Messenger RNA from Aureobasidium vineae, 2664 nucleotides. Lineage: Eukaryota; Fungi; Ascomycota; Dothideomycetes; Dothideales; Saccotheciaceae. The record is from the annotation of a GenBank genome assembly.
CGCGACGAACCGCGCACUUACACGACCGUCCGCCGCUAUCGAGUACCCGACCGAGCAUUCGAGGAGGAAGACAGCUACGAGAAACAGAUAGUCAUCAAGCGCGACCGCGAACAGNGCCCCCGAUAUGACCGCGAUCUGGAAUACCGCACCCGUGAGCGAGAUGCUCCAAGGGAAGUCAUCCGCUACGAAAGAAAUGUCGAGCGUGCGCCUUCUNCCCCUGAUCGACUCCGCGAGUUCCGCUUCGAACGAGAAAUAGAGCGGGAACCACCUCGCCACGAUCAAUGGGAUCUGGAGAGGUACACUCGCUCCACAGAGUACUAUCAACCCCAGCCCAUCAUCAUACGCCAACAACCACGACCAAUCAUUAUCAAGGACGCCCCUCGACAGCCCGUCGUCCUUCAGCGAGAGGAACCCCACUACGAACUCGUCGAGCGUGACGAUGCGCAGAGAAGGAGGGAUGACGAUGAUUACUACUACGAGCGGACCACUCGCGAGGUUGAUNCGAGUCCGCGUCGUGGAGGCGGUGGUGAGGACUUCUAUGACGACCGUGAUUAUAGACGCGAUGUUGACCCCCGGGAUUCAGCGUCCAACUACGCCGACGAUCGCUACAGCAGCGACGAGGAUAUUGUCAUCACUCGCACAGAACGAAACGGCGGCUCGCGCGACCACUCACCACAUCACCGCCGCCAUCUAGCCGAAGGUGCCAUAGCCGGUCUUGGAGCUGCAGAAAUCCUUCGCCAUCAUCGUCGGAAACAGGGAGAGGAAGGCGGUCAUCGUGGCCGCCAGCUUCUGGGCGGCGCUGCACUGGGUGCUGUUGGUGCUGAAGCCCUGAGCCGUGCUCGAAGCCAUAUGCGAAGCUCCCGCUCAAGGUCGGUUUCAAGUGAUCGCUCAAAACGUUCCAGCCGACGUGAAAGACGCCGCCGUCACCGCAGCAAGAGCAGAAGUAGGAGUCGUUCUCGCGCACGUACUUUGGCCAAAGUCGGUACAGUUGCUGCUGUUGGUGCUCUCGCAGCAUACGCUCUUCGCAACAGAGGCAACAAGGAAACGGUGAUCGUUAACAAUGAACUCCCACCACCACGACGCAGCAGGUCUAGAAGACGUCGUUCCUCUGUUGGCAGUAUUCCUCCUGCACUCGACGCCCGAAACAGAAGCAGGAGCGAAAGCAAGCAUCGCGAUCCUGAACAUCGCAAUCGUCGCAUUGCCCAGGCUGGCCUUGCAACCGCCGCAGCUGCUGGUAUCUUGGAUCGCGUGCGCAGUCGUUCGAGAGGUGGCAAGAAGUCUCGGUCGAAAAGCAGAGUUCGUACUGGUGCGCCGAUUGCUGCAGCUGGACUGGGUGGUGCUGCUCUUGCAGGCUUGUAUGAGCGAAGUAAGGCUCGCAAAGAAGCUGCCAGAGACGACGCAUCCGAACCCGGACGUCCUCGGUCCAGGUCUCGUAGCAGAUCUGUCCCUUACCAUGAUGAUGAGCCUCGCUUGCGCAGAGCUUCGAGUGAUCCCGCGCUUAUAGAAUACGGCGACGAUCCGAUCUACCCGAACCGACGUUACGAGGAACCACCAGCAGAGUAUCGUCGUAGGCGCAGAGGUAGUUCCGCCUCGUUGAGCCCCGACAGACGCAGACAUGACAGAUCGAGUCGCUCAAGGUCGAGAAGUCGAAGCAGAACUAGAGGUUUGGCUGAGGGUGCUGCCGCCGCGGGCGUUGCUGCUGUAGCUGCACACGAGUUGGGCAAACGGGAUGAGCGUAGGAGGUCAGACCGUGAGCGGGACCGGGACCGCAGACGCCGUGAGGAAGAGGACGACAUGUAUGCACAUGACAGACCAUACUCUCCACCACCCAUGGGUGCCAACGCCGCCUACCCUCCAACACCACAGAGCCAUGAACUACCCUCAGCACGAANNUAUGCUCCCUAUAAUCCUGCCGAUUUUCCCCCGCCUCCAGGAGCAGCCGGUGCUCCUCGUGGCCAGCACGACGAGCGUUAUCCUAGUCCAGAUCCCAACCUGGGCUAUCCUCAUGCUAAUGAGACCUUUGCUGGUGACUCGCGCUACACUGGCGACAAUCGCGGCAGGCUGGGUCCAGAACAUGUGAGUUACACUCCUUCCGGCACAACAUCUGAUCCACACGAUUCUUCUGGUGGGUGGUUCGGUUCGGUUACUAGUUCUCAUUUCAAUGUACCGCCUAGCGAAGGUAUGAGUUCGCCAGAUGCACAGAAGAAACCCAACCCUCGAGAUGCAGAUCAAGAUGUGGACUAUUCGGAGAACGACGGACACGACGACAGAAUCAGGACGAGAAGCGAAUUGAGCAGCGACGGCACUACAGAAACAGAGCACAAGCGCAGAAGACGUAGACGCCAUCGCUACCACGACGAAGACAUUGACGAACACGAACGUGACAAUGAUCACAUUAAUACCCAGCAUCGCCGUCGCAGACGCCACAGAUCCCGCGACCCUUCACAACAACGACGCACAGGCUCGCCAGACAGCAUCAACUCCAGCGAGACAGUCGAACUACCACCACGUUUCGAUCAAGAAGGCCGGAAAGUGCCAGAACGCGGCGAAGACNCCCUGGCCGACAAGAUCGAAGACCUGCUCAGUGGAAAAGGACUCGCUGGAGGCAUCUUCAAGCGACUCACUGGCGACCUUCUCGGUGACGGCGCUGCGAAGAAGAGACGU